AACAGUCGUGAGCAGGAAGAGGGAAACGAAAGCAGAGACUGUGGGGGCUCGACGUAUUUAAACACGAUGCUGCUGUACAAUAACGGUGACCGCGGCUUCGUGUGGAGGAGCGCGUCUGCAGCCCGCUCACUUCAACAGGACGCACGGACACGGAGAUCCACGCAAGUGACCUUCUGAUCGGGCCGGUGAUGGUUUGAUUUCGUGACGCGCGAAAAUAUACUUGAGAGACAUGAGGUGUCACCUCGGGUUACUGCCUCAGGAAAUGAUGACAGUGUCCUCCAUCAUCGUUUAGCCGCUCAGAGCGAAUUUUUCUUGUCUUGCGGCCAUUUCAGCUGAACGCGACUGUCUGUCAAUUUAACACACAAAAAGCCCAAACCGGGUGUGACCGGCGUCUCGGAGGUUGUGUGAGCAGGUGCAGCGCGUCUCGGCUUCAGUCUGCCCGCAGCCAGCUUCACAGGUAGCAGCUGGACGGGCUGCGGACUGUGAAGCCGAAUCUGGAUCAGGCUGGACAUCAUAUUUCAGAAAUGUCAUCCACUAUCGAGAGGAAGACACUGGAGGCCAAUGAGGAGCCUGUGGAUGAGGUCCUCCAGAUGCCACCGUCUCUGCUGACAUGUGGUGGGUGUCAGCAGAGCAUCGGUGACAGGUUCUUCCUAAAGGCCAUAGAGCAGUACUGGCACGAGGACUGUCUGAGCUGCGACCUGUGUGGCUGUCGGCUGGGGGAGGUUGGCCGCCGACUCUACUACAAGCUGGGAAGAAAAUUAUGCCGGAGAGACUACCUCAGGCUCUUUGGUCAGGAUGGUCUCUGCGCCUCCUGCGAGAAGAGGAUCCGAGCGUUUGAGAUGACGAUGCGUGUGCGGGACAAGGUUUACCAUCUGGAGUGCUUCAAGUGCGCUGCCUGCCAGAAGCACUUCUGUGUGGGUGACCGCUACCUGCUCAUCAACUCAGACAUUGUGUGCGAGCAGGACAUUUUUGAGUGGACCAAACUCAACAAUAACAUGGUUUAGGAGAAUGUCUUGCUCAACACGAUACUUCGCCUUUUCCCACUGGCUUUAAAGGGAAUGAACCACUGAUGAAUAAACUUUUUGUGGCCUGUGCAGGCUUUAUCAUGCAUCUGACAUUCAUAUGGAAUCGUUUUAACACAGAGAGGGGAGGCUACGUCUCUGCGUUGCUCCCUGCUGGAGACUAAUGAAGACUGCACCAGCAAUAACAGUUUGUCUUCUAAAGCUUCAUCCUUACAUGCAAAAAAUACUUAAAUACUGAAAAUACUUAAACAUGCAAUAAUAGUUGUUUGUUAUAAACACUGGAAGUGAAGAGUUUCAGCAAAUGAACAAAAGCUAAAUCUUUGUGAAGUUUCUUGUAGUCAAACACUGUUUCAUCACCUCAGUCUUGCCAGAAACAUUCAUAAGAAUUUCAGUAACGUUUUAUUUUAUGGAUCAGUUAUUUCCUUAGAAUUAAUCAAUUAGUUUCUAAUUAUUGGUAAAAUAUGAAUGUUGUUAAAGAAACUGCUUCAUUUAAACCUGGUAUAUGAAUUGAUUAUUGGAAGCUUAAUUCUGUUGAAUUGUUUGCAUGUUCAGCUAACGUGCUGCACUGACUGAAGUGUACCGAUUCAACACUGUCUCUACAUUCUAUAUUAUAGUACAAAACUACAUACUUUCCUCCAGGAAACUUGCCAAGAAAAUCAGUGAGACUUUAUUAGUAAAUUAUAGACCUGUAAAAUAAAGCGUUACUAGAUUUUCACAUUAUAAAUGGAAUAAAAUGACCAUUUUUGAAAAGUC
This is a messenger RNA of Seriola dumerili (greater amberjack), 1775 nucleotides long. RefSeq names its product LIM domain only 2 (gene lmo2). The record is from RefSeq and is a predicted model, not a curated record. Gene Ontology annotation, biological process: positive regulation of transcription by RNA polymerase II. Lineage: Eukaryota; Metazoa; Chordata; Actinopteri; Carangiformes; Carangidae. The coding region runs from base 525 to 1004 and encodes 159 amino acids. The transcript is spliced from 3 exons. Gene Ontology annotation, cellular component: nucleus. Gene Ontology annotation, molecular function: transcription coactivator activity; DNA-binding transcription factor binding.